AUGGCGUCAGACCUUCUGUCCCCUUCUUUCUUCCUUCCCAUACCCACCCCCUCAACAGGCUACCAGGUGCUCAACUGUAUGGAGGAGACCCCAGGGGGCUCACAAUAUACCAGCUGGGCCUAUAGCAACACUGGGGUCUACCUGUCCUCCACUGUGUGCCCCACCAGCGAUGACCCCCAGGUCUCAGAAGAUUCCUAUGCGAGAGGCACCAUCCUAGAGACCGUAACAACACAGCAACUCAGUUUGGACCUGCUGACCAUGGCACCGGCAGUGCCUUCCUCCAUUCCUGUCCCGACCAGUGCCUCCGGGGCCCCUGACUUUCCAAGGGGCUUCUUUCCUCCCACCGAAAGCUCCCCGAAUCCAUUGGCCUAUUCGCCCACCAACCUUCUUGGAACCCUGCCCAUGACCACCUGUGAGGCCAAGGAGUGUGAAAAUUGUGAAGCAACGGCCACUUCGCUAUGGUACCAGAGCGAUACAGAUAGUCAGAUGAUGAAUAGGCAGAACCAGCUCAAAAAGCGCCCGGCGAACCGACCAGCGAUCAUGCAGAAGGAUGCUGUAAAGACUAGAAAGAACAUGGCAUCACAGAAAAAGAAGAAGCCAGAGUCAAGUCUGGGAGGCCCAGGACCAGCUGAUGGGCCAGCGGGUGGCUUCAUGGCCGGGGGCAGUGAUGGGGGGAAUAGUGGGGAGGUGGCCUCAGGCUUGACAUUGGGCCCACCAGGCACUGCCCAUCUCUACCAAGGCCUGGGCCCUGUGGUGCUGUCAGGGCCUGUCAGCCACCUCAUGCCUUUCCCCGGGCCCCUGUUGGGCUCACCCACAGGGUCCUUCCCCACAGGCCCCAUGCUUCCCACCACAAGCAGCACUGUGGAGGCGCCACUCAGCCCAUGA
Messenger RNA from Pipistrellus kuhlii (Kuhl's pipistrelle), 885 nucleotides. Its product is annotated as erythroid transcription factor. The transcript is spliced from 3 exons. Gene Ontology annotation, biological process: regulation of DNA-templated transcription. The record is from RefSeq and is a predicted model, not a curated record. Lineage: Eukaryota; Metazoa; Chordata; Mammalia; Chiroptera; Vespertilionidae. The coding region runs from base 1 to 885 and encodes 294 amino acids. Gene Ontology annotation, molecular function: sequence-specific DNA binding.